AAUAAGUUUACCAUGGCAAUGUCUGCCAAAGUUGCUUUAGACAAAAACAUGUGACACAUUAUUUAACUGAAAAGUGAGUGAAUGCUGAGGAUGUGAAUAAUACCGAGGCAAAAUAAUAGUUCAUAUACUAAGGAACACUUUCCACUUCCGAACUAGCUGUAAGUUAAAUCACUAGUUUAUCACUGUAUUUGCUCUGACAAUCCUUACAGGACAUUUAUUGACCAGUAAGUUGCGCUUUGUUUAAUUGGGAAGUCAUUGUCGAGAAGGGAUAUUUCGAAUGAUGUUGAUGCUGUCUCACGAGAUCGAUAUCCCUUAUUGCAUGGUUUGUAAAGCUGUGGUGUUUUUGGAUUCCACAGUUAAGCGGGUUUCUUAUGAAAGUCUCUAGAAACGCCACAAAACUAUGAAAUAUUGCAAGCAAAGUCAAACAUAUAUCAUCUCCAAUUACGCUUCUCAGACAGACAAACCCAUCCCUGCAUGAAAUUACUUCCCUGUAUUGUCUACAUACUGUAGGAGGAAUAUUCGCCUCGGCUGACGCCCGUCCGCGCUGUUGAUUUUUCUGUGCCUUCUGAUUGGUCAGAGCGAUAUGGCGGAGGCUCACGGGAUAUCAAGAUGGCCGCGUCCAUUUGAAUCCCUGUGUUGUUAUUCUUAGUUUUUUACGUCUGGUCUUUUUUCCCACGGAAUUCAGUAUUUGUUUUGUUUCAGUUUGUCAAAAACUGUCAUCCUCUUAUAUUGAACGUAAAUACAUCAAGGGACUCCGAGAUCCGGCGGUAGACGAUUCGUUACUAACAGAAAUAAUGCUGAUAUCUGGAACUCAUGUCGAACGUCUAUGAAGAGAGAGCCACAAUGAUAGCCGCAGGCGAAUUGCAGGAGUUUGUUCCGUUCGGUCGCGAGCACUGUAAGAAUCACCCCAACGCCGUGAACCUGCAGCUGCGACAGCUUCAGCCGGCCUCCGAGCUGUGGUGCUCCGAUGGGGCAGCCGGGCUGGUGGGGUCUCUUCGGGAGGUAACGCUGCAGGAGAAGGAGAGGGAGAGCUGGCAGCUGAGGAAGGGAGCUGGUGGAGAGGUCCACGGGGUGGAGUUUGAAGAGGAGCUGUAUGCGGCUGGGAACAUGGUGAUAUGGAGCCGGGGGAGCAAGAAUCAGGCUUCGUAUGUAUACAAGGCUUUCACCGUGGACAGUCCUGUCCUACAGGCCUUGUGGUGUAAUUUUGGUGUACCCGAGGAAGAUAGAGAAGAACAAGAAGUCGUGGAGCAAACUGUUUGCGUUGUUCAGAGGACGUGUGUGAAUGUUCACAGUAUUACUGGGAAAGACUUCAUCUCCCCUUUGCCCUUCCAGGUAUCAGCUGUGUGGCCGACCAAGUUUGGCUUGCUGUUUGAACGUAAAAAUCCUACUUCUGAUUUCCCACAGAGUCCUCCAAGAGAGCCACUGCCAACAAUUUUUAGCAUGAGACAUCCACUGGAUGAAAUUGCCCCUGUUAUCUGCAAGUCAACAGGUCUGUUUGAAGCCGCACAGGUGCAGUAUGUGGCCGACAGCACGCUGAGGAUUGUUUUCACGAGCUGCGAGCCAGCGAUCAUCAUGACCUACGACACGGUUCAGUACACUCACACUGUCUGGGCGCUGCGCAGAGUGACUCAAGAGGAGCAGUUUGUGGUUCUGAAAUACCCGGAGCAGAUCGGUACUCCACAGAAACUGGUGGCCACCAGCUCUUUCACUGCCCACCUCCGGAAUGUCUCCAAAAUGGAUUCGCCCUCUGGCUCCCCAUUCCAGAGCUACUCCCUGCACAACCAGAGCAGGAUAACGGCCUCUCCGGGGCUCUACUCCCGAUCCCACUCCCCAUCCAUAUCAAACAUGGCGGCUCUCAGUCGUUCUUACUCCCCUGCCAUUGGGAUGCCUUCCUUCUCCGAAGCCCCUCGGUUCAACACGUCCCUGUACUCCCCCUCGCCCAAGAACCACAGCGUGUGCCACUCUCCAAACAGCACUCUGAACGACUCUUUCCAGGCUCCGGAGACCGAGCCCAUAGUGCCGGAGCUGUGCAUGGAGCAGCUCUGGACGGAGACUGCAUCCAGUUCCAGGGAGAAGAGCUGCCAAGCAACAAAGGUGUUCACCACAACUGACCUCUGUGAUCACAGGUUUCUGUGCUUCCUGGUGGAAUCCCAGCAGCAGCUGAGGUGUGUAAAAUUCAUUGAGAGCAAUGACUCGUCUCAAUUGAUAUUUGUUUCUGUCACCACAAUCCCUGCGAAAGAUGCGGCCCCACUAGAGAAUAUCAGUGCCAUGCUGGUCCUGGAAACCAAUGGGAGUCUGGUUUUGUACACUGGAAUCUCCCGGGUGGGGAAGGUGUAUAUUCCUGGGCUCCCAGCUCCUUCGUGCAGCUUGUCGAACCCCAUGCCGCGCCCAAGCACCCCACUGGACAGUAUCAGCACCCCGGCCAGGUCUCUGAGCAGACACGUAGGCCGUCUGGAUGAGGUUGUGAUGCUUUCUCCUGUUUCUGAAUUAAGAGGCUCUCCUAAGCAUCAUGAAUCCUCCUUGUUGGAUGACACUGCCUUUCAGCAGAUAGGAGCUUAUAUUCAUUCUCUUAGAGACCCUGUUCGCAAUCGAGUUACUUUGGAGAUGAGUAAUGGCUCAAUGCUAAGGAUAACCAUUCCUGAGAUGGCGACAUCAGAACUGGUGAAAAAAUGCCUGCUCGCAAUCAAGUUCAUCCUGCCUAAAGAGACGGCGGUGAAGGUGCUCGUUAAAUGGUACAACAUCCACAACGCACCGGGCGGCCCCAGCUCUCACUCCGAGUGGAACCUGUUUGUGACAUGCCUCAUGACUCUGAUGGGCUACAACACCGACAGGCUGGCGUGGAUGCGCAGUCUUGAUUUUGAAGGAUCUCUUUCCCCUGUGAUUGCUCCAAAAAAAGCCCGGCCUUCAGAGAUGGGAUCAGACGAUGACUGGGAGUAUCAGAUGAGCUCCGACUACCACCGGCAGCUGGAGUCGAGGCUCUUGGCUAGCGCGCUGUAUUUGGAUCCGCUCGGGGCCCUGCCGCCCAGCGAGGACCCCUCGCCCCCGCUCGGCCUCGACGCCACCGCCCCGCUCUUCGGCCACAUCCCCGCCCUCUUCUUCGUCCUGCACCUGGUGUACGAGGAGCUGAAGCUGGACACCCUCAUGCGGAAGGGCACGCGCUCACUUGUCCUCCUCCUGCAGCAGCUGGCAAGGGAUCUGCACUUGGAAGAGUAUAUUGAUUUCUAUUGGCGUGAUUACCCCUCCUUCAUUAGAACCUUUAAAGAAGUGUGUGUGAUUGACCAAGCUCAGAUUGGCCAGAUGAAUAAGCCAUCCUUCUUCACCUCCGAGCCCCCGUCUGUGCUGAGGUGGCUGAGCUCCUGUUUGAAGAGCGAGGAAGUCUUGCCUUUCCCAUAUUUACCUGGCAUCUGUGAAAGAACAAAGCUGCUUGUUUUGAGCUUUGCUUUGUACAUUGUCGGGGAUGACAGCGCCGUUUCCAGUGAAGUUUCCAAAUACUUGUUGAGAAUCUCAGCAGGUAGGAAUCCCUCUGGGAAGCUUCCUAUGAGCAAGGUGUGCUGCCACUCUCAAAUGAUUAGCACUUCACGCCGGUGACCGCAACAGAUGGCUUGUUCUGUGGUUUUCUCUGUAGGUUUUACGCUCAAAGACCUGGAAUCUGUUCCCUUUGGUGUCGCUCUUCCCGUCAGAGAUGCCAUAUACCAGUGUCGCGAACAGCCGUCCUCGGAGUGGUCAGAAGACGUGUGCUUGCUGAUUGGCCGGCAGGACCUGACCAAACAGGCACACGAGUUCACGCUGGCCAAAGGGAAAUCGACGGUUGGCCAGGGAAUAACGCUCGACAUGCCGUCUGCCAGUGAGGCAGAAGAGGAGGAUGAUGGGAUGAAUGACAUGAACCACGAGGUGAUGUCUCUGAUCUGGAGCCAAGACCUGCGGGUGCAGGAAGUGAGGCGGCUGCUGCAGAGCUCCCGCCCCGUGAGGGUCAAUGUGGUCCACCUGCCCGAAGUCAGCGACCACGAGUACAUCGAAGAGAAGGAGAACAAGUUGCUGCAGCUGUGUCAGCGCACCAUGGCCCUGCCUGUAGGGAGGGGGCUGUUUACGCUGUUUUCCCAUCACCCUGUGCUAACAGAGCCCCUCCCAAUCCCCAAACUCAAUCUGACCGGUCGAGGCCCGCCCAGGAACACCACCGUAGAUCUCAACAGCGGCAACAUUGACGUCCCUCCCAACAUGACCAGCUGGUCCAGCUUCCACAACGGCGUGGCAGCUGGCCUGAAGAUCGCCCCGGCCUCCCAGGUGGACUCUGCCUGGAUAGCCUACAACAAGCCCAAGAACUCGGAGCUGGCCAAUGAAUACGCCGGCUUCCUCAUGGCUCUGGGCCUCAACGGGCACCUGACCAAGCUGGCCACCCUCAACAUCCAUGACUACCUCAGCAAGGGUCACGAAAUGACCAGCAUUGGCCUAGUGCUCGGCGUCUCUGCGGCCAAGCUGGGGACCAUGGACAUGUCCAUCACACGCCUGCUCAGCAUCCACAUUCCGGCCCUGCUGCCGCCCACAUCCACGGAGCUCGACGUGCCGCACAACGUCCAGGUGGCAGCGGUUGUGGGAAUAGGCCUGGUGUACCAGGGGACCGGUCACCGGCGCAAUGCUGAGGUCCUCCUGGCGGAGAUAGGUCGUCCUCCCGGGCCAGAGAUGGAGUACUGCACAGACCGAGAAUCCUACUCUCUGGCGGCGGGUUUGGCUCUUGGCAUGGUCUGUCUUGGGCAUGGCAGUAACCUGACAGGCAUGUCUGACCUAAAUGUGCCUGAGCAACUUUACCAGUACAUGGUCGGAGGACACAGGCGUUCCCAUUCCGGUAUCAACAGGGAGAAACACAAGUCCCCGAGUUACCAGAUAAAGGAGGGAGACACCAUUAACGUGGACGUAACCUGUCCUGGUGCAACGCUUGCUCUUGCGAUGAUCUACCUAAAGACUAAUAACAGGUCUAUUGCAGACUGGCUGCGAGCCCCAGAUACCAUGUUUCUGCUAGACUUCAUUAAACCAGAGUUUUUGCUGCUGAGGACUCUUGCACGAUGUCUUAUCAUGUGGGAGGAGAUUUUACCAAAUUCUGAGUGGAUCAACAGCAAUGUUCCCCAAAUUAUACAAGAAAACAUUGAAUUAAGUGACGACAGACCAGCUUCAGAGGACUUGAAUAUGGAAACGCUGGUGCAAGCCCAUGAUUACAUCAUUGCAGGGGCAUGUAUGGCAGUAGGCUUCCGGUUUGCAGGAUCUGCUAAUUCAGAUGCGUUCGACUGCUUGUACAAGUUUGCAAGGACCUUCAUGCAGUGUUUGUCGACUUCGGCGGCUUCAGUUACGGGUCACUAUAACCUGCAGACGUGUCUGAGCAUGGUGCUGCUGUCGCUCUCCAUGGUGAUGGCCGGCUCGGGGAAUCUCAAAGUGCUCCAGCUCUGCCGCUUCCUGCACAAGAAGACCAGUGGGGAGAUGAACUAUGGCUUCCACAUGGCCCACCACAUGGCCCUGGGCCUCCUCUUCCUGGGGGGUGGAAGGUACACCCUCAGCACCUCCAACUCGGCCAUCGCCGCCCUGCUGUGUGCUCUGUAUCCCCACUUCCCGGCCCACAGCACUGACAACAGGUACCACCUCCAGGCCCUCAGGCACCUCUGUGUGCUGGCCGUGGAGCCGCGGCUGCUGGUCCCUGUGGACGUGGACACCAGCAAGCCCUGCUACGCCCUGCUGGAGGUCACCUACAAGGAGUCGCAGUGGUACGAGGAGACCACAGUGGAGCUCAUGGCCCCAGCAAUGUUGCCAGAACUGCACCUCCUGAAGCAGCUUAAAGUGAAAGGACCAAGAUACUGGGAGAUAUCCAUAGAUCUAAACAAAGGAACUCAGCAUUUGCAGUCCAUCCUCUCUCGAGAUGGCAUGCUGUACGUUAAACUGCGGGCAGGACAGCUUCCAUACAAGGACGACCCCAGAGGCUGGCAGAGCCUGCUGGCACAGAAUGUCAAUCCAAGGAACCCCGAGGUGCACUCCUUUAAGCCUGAAGCAAUCUCAGCCUUUACGUCGGACGCUGCCUUGGUUUCAUUUGCGGAAUAUUUCUGCAAACCAGCUGAAAACCUGAAGCAUAAAAAAGAUGUCCUGGCUUUAUUUUCUGCAAUUCUCUAUGAAUGUGUUACCCAAGAGAAUCCAGAAAUGUUACCAACCUACAUUGCAAUAGAUCAGGCAGUCAAAAGACUGCAGAAGAAGGAAGCCUGUGAGACCUUUGACCUUUGGCAGAUCAAGCUGGUUCUAGAAUUCUGCAGCUGCAGGGUCCUGCAGGAGAGGCUGAGAGCACCACAGGGGAAAGGCCUCCUCUUGAACUCGGAGUUCCUGCCCCUCAUGAAAUGCACUGCCGAUACCACCCUGGACCAGUGGCUGUAUGCCAACAGCGAUGUCCUCCACUCCUACAUGGGUGGCCAGGCUCACGGCGAGUCAGAAACCAACAUGCUUGCCUGCUUUCUGGUGUACCACUCGAUACCCACCCCUGCUAAGAUGGCAGACGUGGAGCUUGAAGGUGCUGCAUCGUUUGCUGACCUCCUUCUGAAGUUCACUCGGCUGGGAGUUCCUGUGCGUGCUCUCCUUCGUCUGACCCCACUGCUCUUGAAAACCACCAGCCGCCCCUUCAGUAACAUCAUGAGCUGCUUUCCAGCUUUCUAAAGUGGCGGCACCUUUUUUAGCACAUAACACUUGGCAGUUGUGAUAAAUGCAUAAGGCUGAUUGAAUAUUCCGUUCCAUAAGCCUGGAAUAUUAUUGCAGUAUCGUUUCUUACAAUGUUGUACAUAAAGUUUGAAUACUUUGGAUGUGAAAGUGUUUUUUUUUGCCUCUGUGGAUACAAUGGGAUGAAUUAAAAAAUGCACAC
Lepisosteus oculatus (spotted gar) is the source of this 6880-nucleotide messenger RNA. The record is from RefSeq and is a predicted model, not a curated record. NCBI's taxonomy places the organism in Eukaryota, Metazoa, Chordata, Actinopteri, Semionotiformes, Lepisosteidae.